Molecule: messenger RNA, 5654 nt
Organism: Microtus ochrogaster (prairie vole)
Lineage: Eukaryota; Metazoa; Chordata; Mammalia; Rodentia; Cricetidae
Gene: Cdc27
Product: cell division cycle 27
Biological process (GO): anaphase-promoting complex-dependent catabolic process; metaphase/anaphase transition of mitotic cell cycle; cell division
Cellular component (GO): cytoplasm; anaphase-promoting complex
Molecular function (GO): protein binding
Source: RefSeq, a predicted model, not a curated record
UAUUUCCGUGUAGCGCUCGGAGGAACUCGGCAGCCACUCGGCCUCCCCCAUCCCCCGGUAACGGUCGCUGGUGAGUUUAAAUGAGCCGGGGCUGGCCGGGCCGGAGCCGCUACGGGGGGGGCCUGAGGCACUGCAGAAAGAGGGCCUGAGCCUCAAGGAUGACGGUGCUGCAGGAACCUGUCCAGGCUGCUAUAUGGCAAGCACUAAACCACUAUGCUUACCGAGACGCAGUUUUCCUCGCAGAGCGACUGUACGCAGAAGUACAUUCAGAAGAAGCCUUGUUUUUAUUGGCAACCUGUUACUACCGCUCAGGAAAGGCAUAUAAAGCAUAUAGACUCUUAAAAGGACACAGUUGUACUACCCCACAGUGUAAAUACCUGCUUGCAAAAUGUUGUGUUGACCUCAGCAAGCUUGCAGAAGGGGAACAAAUCUUAUCUGGUGGAGUGUUUAAUAAGCAAAAAAGCCAUGAAGAUAUUGUCAAUGAGUUUGGUGAUUCAGCCUGCUUUACUCUUUCAUUGUUGGGGCAUGUAUAUUGCAAGACAGAUCGGCUUGCCAAAGGAUCAGAAUGUUACCAAAAGAGCCUUAGUUUAAAUCCUUUUCUCUGGUCUCCCUUUGAAUCAUUAUGUGAAAUAGGUGAAAAGCCAGAUCCUGACCAAACAUUUAAAUUAACAUCUAUACAGAAUUUUAGCAGCUGUUUGCCCAACACUUGUACAACUCUAGUAUCUAACCACAGUUUAUCUCACAGACAGCCUGAGACAGUUCUUACAGAAACACCCCAGGACACAAUUGAAUUAAACAGACUGAACUUAGAAUCUUCCAAUUCAAAGUACUCCUUGAAUACAGAUUCCUCCGUGUCUUACAUUGAUUCAGCUGUAAUUUCACCAGAUAAUGUCCCCCUUGGAACGGGUACUUCCAUAUUGUCUAAACAGGUUCAAAAUAAACCAAAAACUGGUCGAAGUUUAUUAGGAGGACCAACUGCUCUUAGCCCAUUAACCCCGAGUUUUGGGAUUUUGCCAUUAGAAACCCCAAGUCCUGGAGAUGGAUCCUAUUUACAAAACUACACUAACACACCUUCUGUAAUUGACGUGCCAUCCACCGGAGCCCCUACAAAAAAGUCUGUUGCCAGAAUGGGUCAAACUGGAACGAAGUCUGUCUUCUCACAGAGUGGAAAUAGUAGAGAGGUCACUCCAAUUCUUGUCGCACAAACGCAAAGUUCUGGCCCACAAACAAGUACAACACCUCAGGUAUUGAGCCCCACCAUUACAUCUCCCCCAAACGCAUUGCCUCGGAGAAGUUCCCGCCUUUUCACUAGUGACAGCUCUACAACCAAGGAGAAUAGCAAAAAGUUAAAAAUGAAGUUUCCACCUAAAAUCCCAAACAGAAAAACAAAAAGUAAAACUAAUAAAGGAGGAAUAACUCAACCCAGCAUAAAUGACAGUCUGGAAAUUACAAAGUUGGACUCUUCUAUCAUUUCAGAAGGGAAAAUAUCCACAAUCACACCUCAGAUCCAGGCAUUUAACCUACAAAAGGCAGCCGCAGAAGGUUUGAUGAGUCUUCUUCGUGAAAUGGGAAAAGGUUAUUUAGCUUUGUGUUCAUAUAACUGCAAAGAAGCUAUAAAUAUUUUGAGCCACCUACCUUCUCACCACUACAGUACUGGUUGGGUAUUGUGCCAAGUUGGACGGGCUUAUUUUGAACUUUCAGAAUACAUGCAGGCUGAAAGAAUAUUCUCAGAAGUUAGAAGGAUUGAGAAUUACAGAGUUGAAGGUAUGGAGAUCUACUCUACGACACUUUGGCAUCUUCAGAAAGAUGUUGCUCUUUCAGUUCUUUCAAAAGAUUUAACAGACAUGGAUAAGAACUCACCAGAGGCCUGGUGUGCUGCUGGAAAUUGUUUCAGUCUGCAACGGGAACAUGAUAUUGCAAUUAAAUUCUUCCAAAGAGCUAUCCAGGUUGAUCCAAAUUAUGCUUACGCCUAUACUCUAUUAGGACAUGAGUUUGUGUUAACUGAGGAGCUAGACAAAGCCUUAGCAUGUUUUCGAAAUGCUAUAAGAGUAAACCCUAGACAUUAUAAUGCAUGGUAUGGUUUAGGAAUGAUUUAUUAUAAGCAAGAGAAGUUCAGCCUUGCAGAAAUGCACUUCCAAAAAGCACUUGAUAUCAACCCUCAGAGUUCAGUCUUACUUUGCCACAUUGGAGUAGUUCAGCAUGCACUCAAAAAAUCGGAGAAGGCUUUGGAUACCCUAAACAAAGCCAUUGUUAUUGAUCCCAAAAACCCUCUAUGCAAAUUUCACAGAGCCUCAGUUUUAUUUGCAAAUGAAAAAUACAAGUCUGCUUUACAAGAACUUGAAGAACUGAAACAGAUUGUCCCCAAAGAAUCCCUCGUUUACUUCUUAAUAGGAAAGGUUUACAAGAAGUUGGGUCAAACUCACCUUGCCUUGAUGAAUUUCUCUUGGGCUAUGGAUUUAGAUCCUAAAGGAGCUAAUAACCAGAUUAAAGAGGCAAUUGACAAACGCUACCUUCCAGAUGAUGAGGAACCAAUAACCCAAGAGGAACAGAUCAUGGGAACAGAUGAAUCCCAGGAGAGCAGCAUGACAGACGCAGAUGACACCCAGCUUCAUGCAGCUGAAAGUGAUGAAUUUUAAGUUCUGGAAAUGAGACUUUAGUGUUGGAUGUAUGGCAACUGCUGACACGUCUCUUGUCCCUCCAUAUACUGAGUCUUAACUCUCUAGCCGGCAUUGUCAUCGUUCAUCAUCAGACCAAGAGUGUGCCACUUUCAUUGGACCCUGACUACACAGAAUGAAAGGCAGUGCAAUAUUUAGCUGCUAACAAGACUGGCUCUUUUACCAGUAUGAAUGACAAUUUGGGGGGAAGGGUGGGAACUUUUUCUUUUUUUCUUUAGUCUCCCUUAGUUGAGAAGCUAUCAUGGAAGGAAGAGUUAUGUUUUAUCUUGAAGGAACCAUUAGAUAUGGAAAUGGUGAUGAACCAGAACUUCUGGUCAUUUUUCCAAAAUUCUGUUUUUUAUUUGGUUCUGUUCCUGAUAAACAGAGUGACUGACCUUCAUUUUUAGGUUCUUCGAAAAUGGUGUUAGCAAGUGCCAGAUGGAACAAUAAAAGACAUUGCCUAUAACAGAGUAAGUUCAUUGCCAAGGAACAUAACUUACCUUAAGCUUGGAGUGUCUCCUAUAAGCAAAUGUCAUGGGCCUAUUGGGACUCAUAUGUAGGAGUCAAAUAUCCCUCCAUACAGUGUACACUUAUUCUUGGCAAGAAUGCUUUAAUGUCUAACCAAGAAUUCUAAUUUAUUCAUCUUCAAAGUGUUGAUCAUUGUUGUCUUGGUAUUGCAAACUUUUAAAGUUGGUCUUAAGAUAUUGCCUCUUCUCUUUGAGCUCUGUGGGAUCGCCUUUAACAUUCACAGAUGAUGGAGUGGUUCCCUGCUGAAAAGCCAAAACCAGGCCCUUAACCACUUAGGUUUAUUAGAAGAACCAGUAUGAGACCAGCAGAGAGACUGGAGAUGGUGGUAGAGAAGCCUUAAUUGGAGUUGUACCUAACGUGAGUCUGCGUCUUCUCUUGGGAUGAAAAUAGAGUGCAGGAUGUAUGGUGGCCUUUGUGAGAUGAGUUGCAUUCUUUUCAGCUCCCGCUUCAUGUCUUUGUCAGUAGUGUGAGUUACCAGAAGCUGUAGCCUAGGGAAAGUUUCUUAAGAACAAGACAGAUUCUUUCCUGAGUUCAUCAUAAUAUGGGUUGUUGUGUUUGGGGAAUGACCACAGUUUUAAAGAUCUAAUUAUGCAUAAAACGGGAAUUAUUGGAAUUUCACAGUAACAGAUUUAAGAAGUCUUAAAUUGUGUAUCUCCUUUAUUGUAAUGUAUUGAAAAUUUUAGAGAAACCUUAGUUAACAUUUUAUUAAGUGCCAAUGUCAAAAUAUAACAAAUUACAGUUUCUUAUGAGUUACAGGCCUAUAGUUAUUAUUUUGGAUAAUUUGAUGAAGGAAUCUUAAUCCACUGGUUACUUGUAGUUGAUAGUCGAGCUGUGAAAUAAGGUGGAUUACAAAGAUGUGAAAAAAUGUCUUAGCCUGUAGACUCGGUCAUUUCCUACCAGUUACAUAAUCUUCUCAUCCAGAUGUGAAUUAGAUACCAUUAUUAAUUCAAGUCAGAGUCUUGGAUUAGGUAUUAGGUGCCAGAGGAGCCUUUAAUAUAAUUUCCUGCCUGAAUCUAUGUGUGUGUAUUGUCUACAAAGAAAUAAUUUAUGAGGAAAAGGAAAAGUUGGGAAUGAAUGAAUACCAUGAAAAAUUCCCAAAGCUAGCACUUCCAUUCUAACAUAGUAUUCAUUAGUUAUGGAAAGUUUGUCAUUUAUUUUUUAAUUAGCAAAUCAUACGCCAGCUAUAUACAUAAAUAUAUUACAUUAUCAGAUCUAGCAUUUCAUAGUAAAAUUUCCCCUGAGUUCUGUUGCAGACCUAGAGAAAGCUAAGGACAGAACUUAAUUUGCUGAAGUGUAAUUACCUUGUUUUUAGUGGGAACUUCGGUCCUGUGCCAGAGGACUUUCUGGUACUGAAUUCUGAGACAAAAGAUAGAGGGCCAGUCACAGUGGCUGGCUCAAGAGACAGUCGCAGACACUUUGGCCAGCUUCCAUGGUUCCUCAUACCUGCUUUUAACAUUUCAGUGUCAAAGCGUUAUUUCCACACAGUAGCCACUUCUUUUCUUAGGGUUCUUUUUCUUUCUGUCUUUUUCUGGGUUUUUUAAUUUUGUUUUUCUUCUUUUCUUUUCAAAGAAUGGGGAUCAAACAACCAGAAACACACUUUGGUAAGCCAGAUGUUUGUUUUAAAUUUCAGACAGUACAUUGAAGGGAAUUAAGAAUACUAAGUACUUCGCUGUCCUUUCUCCACACCUACACAUACGUACACAUAGAAAUCCACACUCUUGCCCAGAGUAUGUUAGAGCAUUGGAUUUCCUUUUCCUGUGGAAAUGGUUAUCACACCAGGAUUUUAGAAGGUUAGAAUAUUUUUUCAGGAGAACAGAUGGUACUCAAAACAAUGAAAGGUGGUCUCUUAACUCUUUCUGUAUUUCGUUACUUAAAAUUUUUAUUUUAUCCAAGAACUGCAAGUAACAUUUGAACCAUGCUGCUGUUGUACCUUAAACAAAACUCAGUGGUGACCAGUGUUUAGUCUAUUAAAACACUCUCUUUGAAAAAAAAAAAAAAGUUUGAAAGUCUCUGAUUAGCCAGAGUACGGUAUAGGUCUUUGCUGAAACAGAUAACGGACCGCCCAUUUUCUUUGGGAAAUGCAGGUGUGGGUGUGAUGUGUGUGUUCUAUUUGCAUUGAAACAAUGUACUUUUGUGUCUCCUUUUUGCUUUUCCUGACUUAUUUCAGAAAUUGUAUAGUCUUUGGGGGGAAAGUCUUUUCUGUUAAUAUAUUUACAGUUCAUUAAAGGAUAUGGAAAGUCCAAAUAAAUUACUUUUGAAAGCAAUUUAUAAUCAAAGUGUUAAAGCUGUGCAUCCGCAUCUGAUCCUGAGCCACAGCGGUGCAGUGAUGAAAGUCGGUGUCAUGUUCUGCCAGAGCUGGGACGAUGUUUCUCUAGUUUUUACUUACACUCUUUUUAAUAUAUAUCUAUAUUAAAGUUCAUACCCUUUUUAGUAUUAUUUGGAAUUUCAAAAUAAAUAUUAUGAUAAAAACAA